CAUCAGAGCUACUUGACAGUGGUGUGAAGAUGGCGGCGCACCGUCGCCCUCAGCUGCUGCUGCUGCUGUUACCGAUCCUCUGCGUCUGCGGCGUCGGCUCCGUGCUCGGCCUGAAGGCUGCCGGCGGCCCGGCGGAGCCUCCCGACCCGCCCGCGAUCAGGGCCGCGGACCCGCCGGUCAAGGGUGCACCUGCCGCCGCCGCCGCCGCCGCCGGGGCCUCGCAGCCUCGGAGGGCGAGCGGCUGGAGGCUGUCGGAGGAGGAGGCCUGCCGGGAGGACCUGACCCGCCUCUGCCCCAAACACACCUGGACCAACAACCUGGCCGUGCUCGAGUGCCUGCAGGACCGCAGAGAGGAAAUGGACAUUGCUCCCGACUGUAACCAUCUCCUCUGGAACUACAAACUCAAUCUGACCACGGAUCCAAAGUUUGAGUCAGUGGCCACGGAGGUUUGCAAGAGCACCAUCGCCGAGAUAAAGGAGUGCAACGAGGAGGAGAGGGGGAGGGGCUACCUGGUGUCCUGCCUGGUGGAUCACCGUGGCAACAUCAGCGAGUACCAGUGCAACCAGUACAUCACCAAGAUGACUAGCAUCGUCUUCAGCGACUACCGACUCAUCUGUGGCUUCAUGGACAAGUGCAAAGACGACAUCAACGGUCUGCGCUGCGGCAGCAUCAACGUGGGACACAAGGACGUCCACUCCCAGGGCGAAGUGAUCUCCUGUCUGGAGAAGGGCCUGGUGCGGGAGGCGGAGCAGCAGCAGGACCAAGUCCACCCGAUCAAGGAGGAGUGCCAGAAGGCGAUCCUGCGCGUGGCCGAGCUGUCGUCGGACGACUUCCACCUCGACCGCCACCUUUACUUCUCCUGCCGAGAAGACCGAGAGAGAUUCUGCCAGAACACUCAGGCAGGGGAAGGAAAAGUCUACAAGUGUCUGUUCAAUCACAAGUUCGAAGAGGCCAUGUCAGAAAAGUGCCGUGACGCCCUCACCACCCGUCAGAAGCUGAUCUCUCAGGACUACAGAGUCAGUUACUCGCUGGCCAAAGCCUGUAAGCUGGACCUGAGGAAGCAGCGCUGCAGCCUGGACGCCAACCUGCCGCGGGCCCGCGAGGCCCGGCUGUCCUACCUGCUGCUGUGCCUGGAGGCCGCCGUCCACCGCGGUCGCACGGUCAGCGGCGAGUGCCAGGGGGAGAUGCUGGACUACCGGCGGAUGCUGAUGGAGGAUUUCUCCCUGAGUCCCGAGAUCGUGCUCCACUGCCGGACGGAGAUCGAGGCGCACUGCUCCGGUCUGCACCGCAAGGGCCGCACGCUGCACUGCCUGAUGAGGAUCGGACGCGGCGACCGCAGCACCGCCGUCGACAGCGUCUGCCAGAGCGCCCUGCAGACUCUGAUCCAGUCUGCCGACCCCGGAGCCGACUACCGGAUCGACCGGGCGCUGAACGAGGCCUGCGAGUCCGUGAUCCAGACCGCCUGCAAACACAUCCGCACCGGAGACCCGAUGAUCCUGUCGUGUCUGAUGGAGCACCUCUACACAGAGAAGAUGGUGGAGGACUGUGAACACCGCCUGUUGGAGCUGCAGUAUUUCAUAUCCAGAGACUGGAAACUGGACCCCAUCCUGUACAAGAAGUGUCAGGGCGACGCCGCCCGACUCUGCCACACCCACGGCUGGAACGAGACCAGCGAGCUCAUGCCUCCGGGCGCCGUCUUCUCCUGCCUGUACCGCCACGCCUACCGCACCGAGGAGCAGGGGCGCCGGGUGAACCGGGACCAUCAGUUAUCUCGGGACUGUAAGGUGGAGGUCCAGAGGAUUCUCCACCAGAGGGCGCUGGACGUGAAGUUGGACCCCGAGCUGCAGAAGCGCUGCAUGACCGACCUCGGGAAGUGGUGCAGCGAGAAGACGGACACUGGACAGGAGCUGGAGUGUCUGCAGGAUCAUCUGGAGGACCUGGUGUCUGUCUGCAGGGAGGUCGUGGGCAACCUGACCGAGCUGGAGUCAGAGGACAUCCAGAUCGACGCUCUGCUCAUCAGAGCCUGUGAGCCCGUCAUCCAGGUCCACUGCCAUGAUGUCGCUGAUAACCAGAUCGACACCGGUGACCUGAUGGAGUGUCUGGUUCAGAACAAACACCAGAAGGAAAUGAACGACAAGUGUUCGGUCGGCGUCACACACUUCCAGCUGGUUCAAAUGAAGGAUUUCCGCUUCUCCUACAAGUUCAAGAUGUCGUGUAAGGAGGACGUGCUGCACCUGUGUCCGAACAUCAAGAAGAAGGUGGACGUGGUGAUCUGCCUCAGCAUCACGGUGAGGAACGACACGCUGCAGGACGCCAGGGAGCAGCGGGUUUCUCUCAAGUGUCGCAAGCAGCUGCGGGUGGAGGAGCUGGAGAUGUCGGAGGACAUCCGCUUGGAGCCGGACUUGUACGAACCCUGCAGAUCCGACAUCAGUCGACUUUGUCCCAACGUGAACUUUGGGAACGCUCAGAUGAUCGAGUGUCUGAAGGAGCAGAAGAAGCUGCUCAGUCAGCGCUGCCACCAGCGGAUCUUCCGGCUGCAGGAGGGCGAGAUGAACGACCCCGAGCUCGACUACCAGCUGAUGAGAGUCUGCAAGCAGAUGAUCAAGCGUUUCUGCACUGAGGCCGACGCCCGGAACGUUCUCCAGUGUCUGAAGCAGAACAAGAACAGCGAGCUGAUGGAUCCCAAGUGCAAACAGAUGAUCACCAAGAGGCAGAUCACGCAGAACACAGACUACAGGUUGAACCCGGUGCUGAGGAAAGCCUGCCGGGCCGACAUCCCCAAGUUCUGCCAGACGAUCCUGAACAAGGCGGGCGAGGACAGCGAGCUGGAGGGCCAGGUCAUCGGCUGCCUCAAACUCAAAUACGCCGACCAGAGGUUGUCUCCAGACUGCGAAGACCAGAUCCGAGUGAUUCUGCAGGAGUCGGCGCUGGACUACAGACUGGACCCACAGCUGCAGAUUCACUGCUCGGAGGAGAUCUCCAGGUUGUGUGUGGAGGAGGCCGCGGCUCAGGAGCAGACCGGUCAGGUGGAGGAGUGUCUGAAAGUGAACCUGCUGAAAAUCAAACAGGACGCCUGUAAAAAGGAAGUCCUGAACAUGCUGAAGGAGAGUAAGGCCGACAUCUUUGUGGACCCGGUCCUUCACACCGCCUGCGCUCUGGACCUCAAACACCACUGUGCCGCCAUCACGCCCGGCAGAGGACGACAGAUGUCGUGUCUGAUGGAGGCGUUACAGGACAAACGAGUUCGUCUGCAGCCCGAGUGUAAGAAGAGACUUCAGGACCGCAUCGACAUGUGGAGCUACGCUGCGAAGGUGGCGCCGGCGGAGGGCUUCUCGGACCUGGCCGUGCAGGUGAUGACGUCGCCCUCCAAGAACUACAUCCUGCUCAUGAUCGCGAUGAGCGUGUGCGUCCUCUUCCUGGUGGGGCUGCUGUGCGGCCGCAUCACCAAGCGAGUGACCAGAGAACUGAAGGACCGGUAGAGGACGAGCGCGCCGACGCCGUAGAAACAAAAAGAAUAAAAGAGACUCGCUCCUCGCGUCGUCCCCGUACCUUCCUCCUCCUCCUCCUCCUCCUCCUCCUCCUCCUCCUCCUCCGCCUCCUCUGGUCUGUAACCAGGCAACCUGCACAGUGCCAACACCAGUGCCCACAUCUGGAUCCCCCUCCUCGGUUUAAAAACUCUGCUGCUGCAUAGUUGCAUCAAAUGCAAAAACGUUUCAUUCAAAAUCUUUAAUCUCUUUAAUUUCCUGCGUCUUCACACACCGAGGAGGCAGCGACUGCUUGAUCUGCCCCCUGAAUCAAACCUGCUUUCCCCCGAGGAUGUCGUCCGGGGUCGGGUGAUGUAAAGUUUCUAAAUAAAGCUCCUCCGCUCCUGAUGCGACUGAGGUCAGGAUUAUUUUCCCGAUUUGCUUCUCGUGGUAUUUGAAGGAGAACCGGAGGAUGAUCAUUUUCUCUCUGAGUGACUGUGGAAUGACUGAAUCGCACACGGAGCAACUGGGAAAUCUCGCGCCAAACUUUUCCCGGGAGGAAUUCCGAGAUUGUUUCUUGUCGCUUGGAAACGUGUUUUCCCUCAUCGCUCCUGACGACCCGUCCUCGUCUGUCAGCAGCUCAACGGGUCCGACUCUGCGUCCGGACCUGCGUCUCCGCCUCAUUUCUUUCUCUUUUUAACUUGAUUUAAAUGCUAAUCAAAAUCAUUGCACUUUUUUUUUUUUAUGCCUUAUUUAUUGAUGAUAAGAUUUGAAUCAAGUUGUGUGUGUGAUGCUGAACGUUUCUCUAGUCGUCCAUCAGGGUGUUGGAAGAAGAUUGGAAGUUUACAUCACGGCACCGGAGAGGAAGUUUCACCGGAAGGUUGUUGUUUUUUUCCACAGUGACCUUGUUAAAGGGGCAGUGAGCGAUUUUUAAUCCAGUACACUUUUUUUGUGAAAUUCAGCUAAUAUUUCCUCACGAUCCCGCCAGGUGUCGCUUCAGCGUGUGAGCCGGGGAAAAAAACCCUAAAGAGACGUGCUAGUGACAGACAGAUGUGCUAGCGACAGACGGACGUGCUAGCGACAGACGGACGUGCUGGCGACAGACGGACAUGCUAGCGACAGACAGACAAGUUAGCGACGGACGAGCUAGUGGCAGACGAGCUGGCGGCAGGCGUGCUAGCGACAGACAGACAAGUUAGCGACGGACGAGCUAGUGGCAGACGAGCUGGCGGCAGGCGUGCUAGCGACAGACAGACAAGUUAGCGACGGACGAGCUAGUGGCAGACGAGCUGGCGGCAGGCGUGCUAGCGACAGACAGACAAGCUAGCGACAGACGGACGUGCUAGCGACAGACGGACGUGCUAGCGACAGACGGACGUGCUAGCGACAGACGGACGUGCUAGCGACAGACGGACGUGCUAGCGACAGACAGACAAGUUAGCGACAGACAAACAAGCUAGCGACAGACAAACAAGCUAGCGACAGACAGACGUGCUAGCGACAGACAGACAAGCUAGCGACAGAGAGACAAGCUAGCGACAGACAGACAAGCUAGCGACAGACGUGCUAGCGGCAGACGAGCUAGCGACAGAGAGACAAGUUAGCGACAGACAGACAAGCUAGCGACAGACGUGCUAGCGGCAGACGUGCUAGCGGCAGACAGACAAGCUAGCGACAGAGAGACAAGUUAGCGACAGACAGACGUGCUAGCGACAGACAGACAAGCUAGCGACAGACGUGCUAGCGACAGACAGACGUACUGGCGACAGACGCUAUGACUCGGGGGUUUUGGCCUCGUGGUUGUCGCCUUGCUCGCCAGUAAUCAAACGUUGCAGUAGAAAAAAAAUCAUCAACAGCAAAAUAAUCAUCCUCCAAUAUCGCUCACUGCCCCUUUAAAGUCCCCGUCCAUGUUCUCGUUUGCCUUUAACGAACUGAAGCCGCCACAGAACACGACGACGAGGCUUCGUGUAUCCCGUUUUUUGGGGGUUUCACGAGGGAGGAAGUUGACGAUUGAUAUAUAACAUUAAAACAUGAGACUCAAAUCAUUUCAUCUUAUCAAUGACCUGCAAAGAGGUGUGACGCCACUAUUUAAAAACCUGCACAUCCAAUACUCUUUUCCCAUCCUCAGGCCUUUGGGCCCCAAGUCCUGAGUUUAUUAAAACGUGUGAACAUGUGAAAGAACCACGAAGAACUGAAACGACGUGACUGUAAAGAGACGCGAGACGACGACGACAGAGGGAAAAAAACGAAAUGAGUAGACGACACCGAUGCAGAAGAACCACAGUGGCAGUUUUGUGUCUCUUUCAGUUACAAACAGCAGCUAUUUAUUGACAUCAUUUGAUAUAUGUUUUGAUAUUAGAGCAGGGAACACACCGAGAACCAGGGAUUUACAUACUUCCGUAAACUGUUUCUCCCGAUUUGUCAUUUUUCACAUUUCAGUUUUAUCGGAUGGAACCUUUUCAUUAGUGAACUCUGCUGGGCCCACACGCACACACACACACACACGCACACACACACACACGCACACACACACACACGCACACACGCUCCGACCGUAGCCGACCUCACGCAGGACGUUUGACUUUGUUCAAAAGAAAUCCCAUCGAUCGCCUUUUCUUUUUUUUUUGAAAGACCAGACAGAAAAUAAUCCCACAUUUUGACUUAUUAUAUUGUUUUUGCAGAUGUUUUAAUUGUGAAUAAAAGAAAUGCAAACUCAUUUCUAAUUGGUGAAUAUUCUUUUUGUUUUUUGCACUUUAACUUGACGCCUCCGCGCUGCAUCGACCAGCUUGUUGCCUUUUGUUCGCUGACGUCAUCACUUUGUAACAACAACAAAAAAUGUUUCUAAUAAGCGUCAAAGUGUUUUGCAGCUUUCUUUUUGGGACAUCAUCGUGUGCGAAUGAGUAAUAGCCACCAUAUUUUUCUUCUCAUUCACAAACGUUACGAAGCUCAAGAUUAAAAAGGUUUUUGAAUGUUAAAAUAAAUUUCCUACCCGAAGGUCGAGCAGAGCAUCGAGCUUUUUCUAAACGAUCUUUGUGUUUGCGUGUCGGUCGGGGGGGAAGUCGGAUCGGAGCGGUUUAAAAACAGGAAACAAAGAUGGCGACCGUCAUCGAGGUUUUUUGUACGCGAGUCUUCACGUGUACAAACUUUAUCGAUGUGCUCUUUGGGUUUUGUUUUUUUCUCCUUUCAGAUUUUUUGCCAUGUAAUAUGAAGAUGUAUCGGAAUUUAUGUGUGAUUUGAUUUUGCUGUACAGAUACAAAAAUUUGUCAAUUUAAUAAAAAAAAGAAGUCUGCAGAUUUUCAUAA
Scophthalmus maximus (turbot) is the source of this 6766-nucleotide messenger RNA. Its product is annotated as Golgi apparatus protein 1-like. The record is from RefSeq and is a predicted model, not a curated record. The transcript is spliced from 27 exons. Gene Ontology annotation, molecular function: fibroblast growth factor binding. The coding region runs from base 30 to 3479 and encodes 1149 amino acids. Lineage: Eukaryota; Metazoa; Chordata; Actinopteri; Pleuronectiformes; Scophthalmidae. Gene Ontology annotation, cellular component: Golgi membrane.